Stegastes partitus (bicolor damselfish) is the source of this 2786-nucleotide messenger RNA. Its product is annotated as CDP-diacylglycerol--inositol 3-phosphatidyltransferase-like. Gene Ontology annotation, biological process: phosphatidylinositol biosynthetic process. Gene Ontology annotation, molecular function: CDP-diacylglycerol-inositol 3-phosphatidyltransferase activity. The coding region runs from base 137 to 775 and encodes 212 amino acids. Gene Ontology annotation, cellular component: membrane; Golgi apparatus. Lineage: Eukaryota; Metazoa; Chordata; Actinopteri; Pomacentridae. The record is from RefSeq and is a predicted model, not a curated record. The transcript is spliced from 6 exons.
AAGAAGCGCCGCCGCUCGGAGGAAAUCAUCGUUUUAACCGAAUUGAAACGAACUGCCGAGUUUCUCCUUCGUAUAACCCCGGUAAUACAUCCAGCAAACCGACCCGGUUCGACCAGAACACGCUCCGCACUCCGUCAUGGCGCAGGAGAACAUUUUCCUCUUCGUUCCUAAUUUAAUAGGUUACGCCCGUGUGGUUCUGGCCCUGCUGGCCUUCUACCUGAUGCCCUGCUGUCCAUGGCCCGCCGUCUUCUGCUACCUGCUCAGCGCUCUGCUAGACGCCUUCGAUGGCCACGCUGCCCGAGCCCUCAACCAGUCCACUAAGUUUGGAGCGAUGAUGGACAUGCUGACGGAUCGAUGUGCCACCAUGUGUCUGCUGGUCAACCUGUCGCUGCUCUACCCUUCAUACACCUUCCUGUUCCAGAUCAGCAUGUGUCUGGACAUCGCCAGCCACUGGCUCCACCUGCACAGCUCUACGAUAAAAGGAUCAUCGAGUCACAAGACCAUCGACCUCUCCGGUAACCCCGUCCUCAGGAUCUACUACACCUCCAAGCCGGUGCUGUUCGUGAUGUGCGCCGGAAACGAACUCUUCUUCUGUCUGCUUUACCUUCUGCAUUACAUCGAGGAACCUGCGGCGUGGCUCUACUGGCUGCAGGGACUCUGUGGAACCAUCUGCCUGCUCAAGUCCGGCAUCAGUCUGCUGCACCUCAUCACCGCCUCGCAGAACAUGGCCGCCAUGGACGCCGCCGAGCGAGAGAAGGGCGCCAAGACGCAGUGAGAGGUCAGGAGGAGGCUGGACGGCAGCAAACCCACCAUGUUGUGUUUUUUUUUUUUAUUUAUUCUGAUGCUCUGAAGGGGAAACGGUUGAUGUGAGCUGACAAGACGUGAAGUUUGUCAAAGAAAGAAAAGACGAUUUGUGACCAAACAUGAGAAAAUUCCACAUAAGGGCAGGAGAGUUUACCAGAGUUCACCGUUCAUGUUUCUGAGCUCUGAUUCAUUUUACAAGCAAACAGCGAUGAUUUCUGUCAGGAAAUAAUAAUAACAGCAGCACAUAUAUGACAUGAUGUUCUGCUGCAUUUAUGGGCUGUUAGUGUCCCAGUUUGUGACUCUUCUGUAUUAUUAUUAUUACAUUUAGGCCACAGAUUUGUCCAUUUAUGCCUCACUUGUCUGUAUUAAUGUUAUUUUCCAUUAGAGCUGAAACAACCAGUCGAUUAAUAAUUGAUUAAUUGGCAAAAAAAAAUAAAAAUGUCUUUCAGUGUCUGGUUGCAGCUUCACAGUGAACUGUGCAACAUGAACAUUCUGUCAUUUUAACGACCAGACUGUGACGAAUUCGACCUGUAAGUAGCUAAUAAUUAAUUUGAUUUAUACUAUGUUGGUUUUAGAGCUGUUGUUCCUGGUAGGUUUUUAAAACCUUAAUCCAACUAACAUGACACAACAUAACACAUCGUGCACAACUUCUAAUUAAACAGCAGGACUUAAUUCCGAUUCAUUCUGAUUUAAUUUGACACAGAAAGUCUGAACCUGACGUGAAAUCAACAGUCUGCUUGUAAAAUGUAAAGUGUAGGAGCUCAGAAGAUGUGAGCAGGCCGACGCCGCGUUUUCACAUCAUUUUAUUUCCAAAAAUCCAUUUUUUGUGUGUGUGAAGCUGCUCGUGUUUUUAUUAGCCAGCUGUUAAUUCAUCUGCUGCCUGAAGAGACGCAAGAAGACGACAAUCAAACCGACGCAGAUAUCAGAUUCGUUUAGAAAAGAGGCAGACGCUAAAAAUGACAGCUGGAUAUUUAGAAUACGUUUCUCACACAUCUGACAGAGAGAGAUUUGUUGGAAGGCGUCGCUUCAGUCUCAGAAAAGGAAGAUCAACGUUUAUUGAUCUUACCGAGUGCCAACAGUGUUUUGAUGCUCUUGGUGGGAUUUCUCCCGGUUUACUGUACAUUUAGGAGUCACACAUUUAUGAAAUCUUCUCUGAGCUUCACUCCUUCUGAUACGGCACUGUUCAUUCCUCAGUCAGUGCUGAUAAAAUUCUUUGCAGAUCAGUUAUUAAUCAGAUCCUGGUUAUAUAUAUAUCAGUCGUUAGACAACCUACAGAAAAAUCAUCUGUAACUUUUUUAUUUUAGCAUUUUCAAGGAAAAAAUGCCCCAAAUGUGCUAAAAACUUGCUCGUCUUUUUGUCUCACAUGAUGUAAAGUUAAAUAUGUUUGGACAAAACAGGACAUGUGGAAAGCAUUUUGAAGCUAUUUUGGAAGUUUUACGGACCAAAUGAUUAACCGAGAGCAUAAAUCACAUCGAUAAACAUCUGGAUGUCGUUUCCAAAAGCUCAAACAAUCCAGGAUUUUCUCGAUGGAUUGAGGAGCAAACAAAACCCGACAAACCACCGGCUUCUAACUAACCUAUAAAACAACUGUUUAAAAAAACACCCAUAUUAUAAUAAGACAUUUUUAUCUAUUAUUAUUCACAUCUACAGCUCCAUCUAUUCGCUUCACCUGUGUCACACUGUAACUAGAACAUGAAUACUUGCAAGAGUUGGAGAAUAUAGCGCAUUAAUCACCUAAAUUGGAGAUCCAGCAGGUUGAAACAAGCACAAUGAUCCUUUAAAACCAUAAGUUUGAUCUAAAAGCACCUCAUAAAUGGUGACUUACUAGAAACCUCGUCCUGCUUCAUUUCCUGCAUCCAGACAGUCAGCAUAAAAACAUACUUAAACAAAAAUAUCCACCUUUAUUCCUUAUUUGUUUAGUUUUUAUUCAUCUUUUUGGAACCUGUGUCCCUGAAAUCGACCAAACAAACUGCAGCUUUCAC